AAUCUCUUCCCCUUUUUAUUUCCUCUCACACAAGAAUAAAUCUUCGGAAAACGCUGCUAGUCUUUAGUAUUACAUUGGAUGCAGUUUCGCCUAUCUUUUUUUAUUUGUUUUUUUUUGCACAAAGACUUCUAUUGACUGACUGGUGCAACCAUAACAUCAAACACUUGUCCACGGCGUAAAACUCGAUGAAAGCAUAGAAACGAUCCAUCAUUACACAAGGCGGCAAUCGUCGCAAAAAAAAAGAAGAAAAAAAGUUAUCCGUAUUGACUCUGGGCUUGAGUAAGCCAUGUCUGUGUGUGGUCAAUACAGAUGUACAAUGAUGCAGCUGGAUGGACAAGAAUUCAUGGAACGUGCUGGCAUGAUUUUUUCCUUCCCUUCAUCGCGUAAGAUCAAAAUAGACAUCAAGCAUUUUGAGCGCUUGACCUAUUCGACCAUUCCAGUUCCUUCUCCUCGGAACUGUUCCAAAAGAAAAAACAAUUUUGGUCUUCCGCCCAAAUGGCCCUUAUGAUGAGGGCGCGUCCAGUUCGUGUUCGUUCCAAGGCUCUAUUCCCG
Messenger RNA from Lobosporangium transversale, 552 nucleotides. RefSeq lists its product as hypothetical. The record is from RefSeq and is a predicted model, not a curated record. The transcript is spliced from 2 exons. The coding region runs from base 287 to 508 and encodes 73 amino acids. Lineage: Eukaryota; Fungi; Mortierellomycota; Mortierellomycetes; Mortierellales; Mortierellaceae.